This is a messenger RNA of Porites lobata, 23654 nucleotides long. Lineage: Eukaryota; Metazoa; Cnidaria; Anthozoa; Scleractinia; Poritidae. The record is from the annotation of a GenBank genome assembly.
AGGAAAAGAAGAAGUGUAAUUCAGACAGGGAUUGUGGGUCAAAGAAAGUUUGUCAAAGUAAAAGAUGCGAAUGCAGAAAGGGUUAUAUUGGUGAUGGCAUCUUUUGCGAAGGUUAGUUGUAAGGGUUCAUUACCUUCUAAAGAACAGAAAAAAAGGGAGAGGCCAACCUUGUCUGAUUAUAUAUCCGUACUUGCUUGAUUCAGUGUAUCUGCAUGGAAAAACAACUUCAUCUUAAAUAAAGAUGGUGAAUAAUUUUUUGUUAUGGCUUCGAUAUUGCAAGAAAAAUGAAAGCACUGUCUCAACAGACUCGCUAAAAUUACGUAAAUUUUUAACAAGAGAAAAAUUGAUAGCUUCAAAUGUUAAAAAAGAUAGUUAAAAAUUAACAAUACCACAGCUCAUUUCGUUCUACACAUUUAAGAUUUUUUAAGAUUUUUUUCCUGGUAUUUAUUUUCACGGCAGUCUUAUUUCCAAGCAGCCCAAAAGUAAAAGUUUCUUGAAGCCAGAAAAAAACAUUCAUAACAAAGUUUAUGCAGAAAAUUUUUACGUCACUUGAUAGAAUGUAGUUCUUCAGAGCACAUCGCUUCAUGUAACGAAAUCGAAGAUAGCCUUGGAUUCUGGUUUCGACGCCUGGAUUCCAGAUUUCAGGAACUGGAUUCCAGUCUUUAUAAGUGGAAUAUUGGAUUCUGGAUUCCAAUCGAUAGUGGGAUUCCGAAUUCUACAAACAAAGAUUCCCGAAUUCUGGAACCUGGAUUCCCUUACAAAGGGCGAAGGCUUAGGCGUUCAGAUAGUAUAGCGCGGCGGCCAGAUGAUUACCCUGGGUGCCAGAGACUUUUCUAGUGUGGUUUCCGGUUUCUGUCAGGUCUUUAUAGUGAGCCGCUUCGCCGCUCGUGGCUUCGACCUUCGGCAAACACCGAAAAUUCCGGCCGCACGCGAGAAAAACCUCUCGUACCGAUGGUACCAGAUGAUGGGGAUCGAGUUAAAUUGUACACCGGGAAAACGGUGGGGGGGAGGACCCGGGGGGCGAGAGCGAAUCCCCUCCCUGCCCUUUUCCAAUUCUCCCCUCAAUUUUUUUCUUCGUGAAUUUUUCUCCGGCGCUCUACUAUCUGAACGCCUGCAACAGGUUACGCGAGGGAGCGAGUGGAAUGCAAGAGAAGACGCUGUUGAUUGAGUCUUGAAAAGACGCUAGACGAAAUACCGGGUACGACAUUUUGCGGCAAACUCGGGUUCGACUUGCGCGUACUUUGGACGAAAUGGCACAAAUGUCUCUAGAACGGGAAAUAAACGAAGUGUUAUAAAGAUCAGUCUUGAAAAUAUAUAUCCUUUCGGGCCCUAACACAGAGUUGAACUGAAGCCUCUUGUGUUUUCUUCUCAGAAUUACCCGUCAAUAUGAUAAACGUAGCAAAGAACAGACCCGCAGUUCAAAGUUCUACAGAGUGGGGGCAUGAAGCUAAGCGUGCAGUGGACAGUAGCAGCCAUGGUCAUGAUGUGUCAAGCUGCUCUAAAACGCAAAAAAGCACUAGACCAUGGUGGAGGGUUGACUUAGGAGAAAGCGUUUGGGUGGAGAAAGUUCUUAUAGCCAACACAAGAAAAGACUAUGAUUACCAAGAGUUGUCGAACGUCAACAUUAGAAUAGGUAUGUUAGUAACCAUUGGUUCACGUUUUGUCCAUAAUUAUGUUUGAAAUUACUGAGUGCUAUAUGUAUAGUAACGCCGGCCGCUAUAAAGUAUAAUGAUGUAAUGACGUUAAAUGAUGCACGUCACAUUGAUGACCGCUGGCCGUUUUAUGGGUUUUAUGCAAACGGUUUUCUCUAUAUAUACAUAAAACGGCCAUAAAUCAGCGCGUGGACUACACAGGAGAGACGUAACCCAGAUUUUAAAUAAGGCAGGCUGUUUUUAUUAAAAUCCUUUCAUUUUCGUAGGUUACAGAAACGAUCGGUUUUUUCCCAUAAAAAAAUCCUUAUAUUUCCGUUGUAUUUCGAAUGUUACGCAACAGCGCCGAUGCUCAUAUCUCGAGCUUGGUCUACCUGUGAUCAUGACCACAUACGCAUAUGAUGACAGAACUGUAAUAAUGCACACAAAAGGUUUAAGAUUUUCAGUGUUUGCAUGUCGUGAAUGCUUAAAAGCACUUUCGUCUAUUCUUGCGAAUUAAAAGUUAGUAUACAGUAGUCUACGAGCAAGCUCUCCGAUUAUGGCCAGCGAAGCGAACCGCGAAAGAACACGCGAGUGAGCGGCGAAGCCGCGAGGAGCCAAGGAAACCUCCCACUCGCGUUUCCUUUCGUGUAGGGUUCUUGCGUGGCUUCUGGCGACUCCCCCAAAUAGAGAGCUUGCUCGCAGGUCAAGUUCAGACGUGUAAACCAACAAAAGAUUAUGUAACACACUCCUCAACGUUGCUUGAAAAGAAUGCUGAUGAAGGAACUCCAAAAAUUAAUGAAUUAAAAAAUGUAGUGUGCGUAACCCAGAUGAUUUUUUCCAUCUGUGCUUUACAAUAGGUAAUAACAAGGACUCUGAUCGAGUCACGAACCGAUUGUGUCGGCAAGGACUUAAGAUCCCCAAGGAACCAUGGCUGUACAACUGCCCUGAGCCCAUGCUCGGCAGAUACGUGCAUAUUCGCCUUGAGAAAAGAGGGGUGUUGACCCUGUGCGAGGUGGAGGUCUUUGUAAACGGUAAGUAAACAUGUGAUUAAGCACCCAACGUCAACUUUCGGAAAAUAUCUGUUCGGAAGAUGAUUUGAGAUCUAGAAUUUUCCGAACAUUUGUUGUAAAAUUUCUUGCUUGCCUGCUUCUCCUAGGAUUUUCGAACAUCUAAAAAAUGGUAUAAUUUCUCAUUUUUAACGGAUUUUUACCAUAAAAGGUCACCUAUAAUUUUCGGGAGCCUUUUUUCUGGCUGAAUUUUCGAAAAGAUAAGUUUUGAUCCCUAUAAUUUUCGGAUCACCAGACUUUCAGCUAGGAAAUCCGAACAGAUGGAAAAUUUAUAGGAGAUAAAAGUAUGGCUCUAUCUACCGUUGAAAUACUAAAAUACGUUUAACAAUGCAAUGUUUAAGUUGUUUUGAACUAUAUUCUCGUUGGGUGCCCCUGAUUAAGUAAAUUACAAAUACCUCGCAUAAUCGAGGCACAACUUAUUGCACUCUCUCGAUUGCGAAUGAGACAAAAAGAUGAAAAUUUGCCUAUUUGUGGACAACUUUCUUUAGCACUGAUCGAUAAUAAGGACAUUAAGAUCCAUCAACAGCUAGCGACAGCAACAAGAACGUCAAAACAGCAAAAGGUUUAAGAAGCAAAGUAACGACUUUGUACGUGCAGCACACUUUUUUGUACAUUUCCAAGCAUUAACAAAAACCAGAUCGGAUCAGACUGGCAAUUUGCCAUAAAUUCCCGUUUGUUUUCAUAGAGGACCGUGAAGACGACUCCUUUUUAAUUAAAAUAAUGUACGUUAAAUUUCAUUCUCAUAUUAACCCUAAACCGCCUCCUCUAAAGAAGAACCAUUUCAUUUAGGCUCAGUGAAUAACGAGACCACUACACAACAGAGUAGAAAUAACAAAGCCUAUGCUACAAGAUACUUGCUUCUCUCUCUGCCAUCUACGAUAAGGGCGAAGUCAUGUGACCACGCCUCUUUUUGAAAUUUGAUCUUACGAAGUUGUGCAACAUAAAAUUCUCAGUGCAGUUAAGUACAAAAUUCUGUUAAUGUUUAUAUGGGGAGGUUCUGCCCCGAGGUCCAACCCCUCACCCUUUUAUAUGCCAUUUUUCACCAAAAUGGUACCCUCCUUUCACAUACCUUGUUUCGAACUUUGCAUCUCUUUUACUGCUGUAAAUCAGCACUGUCUUUUAAAUAGGAGUCAGCCUGCAGUGCAGGCAUAUUUUGGGUAGGUAAAAGUUGCUUGUUUAUGUUCGCACUGUUAUAACAACCAUCUUUGAUGUUAUGACAGAAGGAAGAUUAGGGAGAGUAAAUAUAGUAACCCUAUUAGGGUAGGUGCUAGGGUGAAAGAAGGAAAAGGGGGGAGGGGGAGGGGGAGGGGGAGGGGAGAAAAAAAUACUCUCUCUUUUCUCUUCUCUCUCCCCGCCCCCCUACCCCGCUCCUUUUGACUCGCCCCAUUUUCUCCUCUCUUUUCAAGUUUCAAAAUGGUGCUUUCGCAAGCAAAACAUUUGCCCACUUGAAGAAAACGCCUGCACUGCAGGCUAAAUAGGAAUCAAUCAGAAUCAAUCACAAGAAUAGACAAUUUCUUGACUUUUUAAAGCCAUGAUUUUCAUCUGCUAGCCCUUUUGGGCCCUUUUACAGGCCCAAAUGACAGAUUUCCCUACACUUUUAUACACUUCAUCUUGUGAAAUCCCUACCCUUUCUCAUACCUGAAGCCUGAAAAAGGUACCCCUUCCCGGCGCAGCCUCCCCAUAUAGGCCACGAUAGGGAGUACCCACCCCCUCCCCAGGCACAAACGCGCCGAGUAACCCAUUUUACAGUUACAGAGUUACAGUUACAGAGUUAAAGUUGGAAACGAGGCUGGAGUUGACCUUGUUUUGAUACAACCCUUCUUGCUUUAUUGUGCACAUCAUGUUGUUGUUUAUGCCAACUAAUAAUUUUUAAGCAAAAUUUCCAUUAGAAAAGGAAGGAGGUUUGUAUCAAAACAAGGUCAACCUCAGCCUCACGUUCACUCAAAGGCUAUGAUAACAAGCCCACAACUGUAAAAUAGCCUAUUCAGUUUUAAAAUCUAGACGGUUAUCUUAAUUCCAACAGAUAAGUGAAAUUUAUCUUACCUUGCUUGAACUAUUUGUCCUUCCCGAAUCAGAACAACAGAUCAUUUCCAAGGCCCUUGUAGCAUUACUGAGUUUCCUCGUGCUUCCUAAACGACUUUCAAUAUUUAUCUGCUAUAAAAUUCCACCAAGUUUCGUGAUAGCCUCGAUUAGCCGGAGCAUAGUGAAUUUCUGUCCCUUAUCCUGCAGGCAGAGGUUUCUCUCUUGCAUAGCUUUUAGCGUUUACGAAGUUGUUUGCGUGGCUUGUCUAUCUUGUGGUUAGUUUGUUUACGCGCCGUGAGAAACGACGAACUCGCAACUUGCAGUUAGCCGCCAUAUUGGAAGUGUUCAGUCUGUGUUCAGCUUACAUGAGACGUUUGAAUUUCAUUUAAAAGUCCGCUGUACGGCUUGGAUAGAGAUUUCGAACCUUUUCGCGCGGGACUGAGUUAAGCUAUCGAUAGUAAUUGCAGGGGCGGAUCCAGGAUUUUUUUUAGGAGGAGGUGCACUCGUCUCUUGCUCUACUUCAACACCAAUAAACCACAUAGUUUUCUCUUUUUUUUGCAGAAUACCAGUUGUAUUAGAAAACCACAGGUCAUCUCAGGGGGGGAGGGUGCGCACCCCCUGCACCCUCCCCCUAGAUCCGCCCCUGAACUGAGCUUUUUCUUCCUUAAAACUUUAAUUUUUUUAUUCAAGUACACGUGAGUAAAAUAAUAAAUAAUAGAAAAAUAAUAAGCUCUGUGGUUUUUAACUAAUUUUAAGAUGGAAAAAGAAACAAAUCGAAACAUGGCGUCAGCCGGCACUCCUAGCGGUGUCGAGGCUCUCUGCUCUGUAUGAAAUUCCUCGUGCGUAUCAACGGUCUCUAUACGGAAUUUCUUUCAGCUAAUCAGUCUUCUAAAAAAAUUGUUUCUGCAAGAAGGCACUAGAAUGAGUAAAGAAAUGAGGUGUUUGAUUGAAAGACAUUAUAGAUGUUAUAGUAGAAUCCCGAUAAUUCGAGUUCCCCGCUAAGUCUCAUUUCCGUCCCUAUGUCGACCUAUGGAUUUUCACCCCACGUUUCAGCCAUUUUUACUCGGUUAACUCGAACUACACGAAUUCCUCGCAAACUCGAACUAAAUCGUUUUCCUUGAUCAAAAUGUCACUGAAAUUUACCCCGAUUACUACUUCUGUUUCUUGUAACCUCACUCGGAUGCCAUUAGCUCCUCGUGUUGUAUAAUCUGUAAAACCACCAACACUAUAACACUACAGUACAGCAACUUUUGAUUCGUUCAGUGAACAGAUCAUGUCAGUUUAUAAUCGACCUGCUUUUCGUUAACCCUUCAGAGUUCAAUUAAAGGUAGUUUUACUGUAGUCAACACCAUGGUAAAGCGCUUUUGAGCUACUUCUGUAUUCAUUAAUCAAUUGAAAAAUGGUAUCCUUAGUGCAUGUAUUGAACCAUUGCCGAUAGUAGGUAGUGUAUGUUGUGUAUUUGUAGUAGUUCUUUAUUGAUAUAGAUGUGGUAGUGUACAUGUUAUAUUAUUUUUAAGAAAAAUCAUUAAGAUAAUUGCCUAUGGUAUCCAAAUUGGUAUCCAAAAACAGGCUAAGAUAAAACAAUGAAAUGAAUAAGGCUAUCUACCGCAUCUUUAUUUCCUAGGGGAUGCCCAAAAUAAGGAUUGGAAAUACCUCCUUUCCUAUGGCAAUGAUAUGUUGAGAGGGCGCUUUUUGAGAUUUGACAAGGAAUCCGUUGUUGUGGAUGCAUCACCGAAAGGCAAUUUCAGGGGUAAAAGAAAAGAUUUGAUCAUUGAUAGGCCGCCGCGAAAAGAACUCCUCCUUCCUAACUACGAAGUCAUGAUGCCGCUGGAUCACGCAUUUGACAACGAGGGGAAAUUCCAAUCUUACUGCAGGCCGUCAAAAAGAAUCACGGAGGACUACUUUAUCAACGCUACGGUCAUUAACAGCCGAGGAGACAGCUAUUCGGUUAAAGCAGUUUACGUAUGUAAGUAAAAGUAUCAAAUGAGUUAUAUUUUCCCUAUCCCUAACAACGGGCAAUUUUACAGUUGUGUGCUUAGUGCCCUGGCCUUUGAAUAGAAACGAGGCUGGUGGUGAACUUUAUAUCGAGUUUUGACAGAGGACUACUUCAUCAACGCCAAGGUCAUUAGCAGCCUAGGAGAUAGCUAUUUGGUGAGGGAAGAAAAUAGCAAAUAAUGUCCUUACCAACUUUUAAGUUGCAUUUGUUGUAUAGGGGUAGCCUAUCCAGAAAUAAUCAGCUUACAAUUAUUUACUUAUUUUACAGCAAAUGUCGGCGUGGAUAGAAAGCCAAUUCAGAGAACAUUUAACUGCAACAUAAAAGACCUUCGUUUGAGAGGUAUGUUUAUCGCCCAUGUGUUUUUUCUUCACUUGUUUCUGUUGUUGUAGUUUUCUUUUAUAAUUUUUUUUUUAACGGACCUAUUAAGAAAGUAAAAUCAGCUACAGUAACGCAUGCAAGUUAGAAGAAGUAAUUUUUAAAGAGUGACACUGAUUUCUUUUACAUCUCUGCCUAGUUUUUCACGAGGAUUGCGAGUGCACAACUUUUUAAAAAUCUUAAAAUUUCCUAUUGUCAGCAAGAAAAAAGUCAGUCUCUUUCAAUAAUCGCAGAAAUUAUUUCCCAGAAAAAAGCGAUCUGUAAAAUUAAACACCCACAAAAAUGUCCUUCCACAAUAUUUGUGAGAUAUUAGGUAACCUGGUACUCCCUGAACAAAAUUUCGUCCCAGUUUUCCGACAUGCCAAUAAAUAAUUUAUCUAUGUAUCUCUAUAAUAUAUUUUUUUGUUCUGCUGCAGCAAGCGUUUGUAAGCUGGACGUGCCUUGCCCUCAAUUCUCGCAGUGUAACACUUCAUUUAUCAGCCCUGCUUUUGUACCGGCUUCGUAUUACUGCAAGUGCGACGCGGGUUAUGAACCGUCUGUGAAACGCCCAGGAAAUUUAAUCCUUCCAAGAGAGAAGUGCGUAAAGCAGAAGGAACCAGGCGAGUGACCUUACACUGUUCACAGUUGCAAUGCCAUUAACUUUGAAUUUCAAAAAAUACUAUAUUUAGCAAAGUGGAUCCUUCUCUUCUUUUGGCUCCCUGCUAUUAAUUUUUCUUUUUAAAGAAAAAACAAGGGUUUUUUUCAUUUGUUGUUGCUUGUAUUGAAGCAUAUACAGCUGAUUAGUGGCGUUCAUGACUUUAAGGCCAUAUGUUUACGGUAGGAAUGAAGAAGCUUGGAUGUACUUAACUGAUGCUACUUGGCUUUGUUUAUUCAAAAUUUAGAGCCCUUUAUAAGUCACAGCAGACAAAACCUGGCGCUGGGCAUGAAAACCUUUGCAUCAUCUACGGAUGACUAUCACCACUGUAAGGACAAGCACUGUAAGAAGGCUCCUGCAUGCAGCCAGCUUGUGGUGGAUGGCAAUUUCCAAUCAUGUUUUCUUUCCCUGACCGAGUACCGGCCUUGGCUGACUGUAUACCUAAACGGCCUCCACCCAAUAGCACUAGUCACGGUUGUUCCUGGAGACUCUAUUCACGAGCCAUUGAUAGUAUAUGCAGGUAACACUUACUUCUCACUCAGGGAAACAUCUUGGCAUGGGUUAGGGGUACGUUGGUGAGCAGUUUCUCAGAAACCUAAACUACUCCAAAUACUUCAUUAUACUGUUUCAUUUCGUCUCGGGUUUGCAUAACUGUCUCGAAUUGUCUCGAAUUGCUUUUUUAGAAAAAUACUGUUACUUUGUCGUUUACAAGCAAUUUAUUUGUAAACGUUAAGUUUCACAGUGCAUAAGAAAAUGUACCGAAUUUACGCGAAUUAGCGCUGCGGCGCUUAUUAACUUUUUUCUCCAAAAAUGCGGCGCUUACUUGAGAGCGGUGCUUAAUACCAUAGUAAUACCGCUUAGAACCGUAUUUACACUAAGUAAUUACUGUAAUUGGCAACUUAAGAGUUUAUUACAUUUAGGGCAAAUUGUUAUUACAUUUAGGACUUUAUUACAUUUAGGACAAAAUGUUAUUACAUUUGGACUUUAUUACAUUUAGAGUCGUUUAUUACAUUUAGGCCUUCUACAACACUUACUUCUCACUUAGAGAAACUUGUUGGCUUAGGUGAGGGGUAGGUGGGCAGUUUCUCAGAAACCUAAACUAAUCCGAAUACUUCAUUAUACUGUUUCAGCUCUGUUUCGCUCAUUUAAAAAGAUUUUACUCUGUUGCAAUGAUAUUGCUGGGCAACAGACUCUAAGCUUCAGUAGACGAUGGUCUAGAAAUACAACGUUUCUUGAAUCGGUCAUGCGGUAGAACAUGUCAUGUUCACUGAUUGUAGUAGCUGAAAUUUCAAAGCUCUCAAUUCUUUCACGAAAUCACGCAAAACUUGAUAUUGCCAUUUAAUACAACUGAUUUGUCACUGCUUCAAGAAAACCGUCAGCCCUUAGAUAUAACAAUUUUCAAUGUUCAACAUACAGUAUACUUAAGAAUUGCCGAAUUAUGGUCCGCUUUAAGGUAAGAUAGAAUUUUCGAUCCAAGAUUUGUAUCACAGGUACGUAUAAAAGUAUGUUCGAGUUCACAAUUCCUAAAUAAACAAGGCAUAAUUAAGCUAAAGAGACUGGCUGCUAAUGAUUUGUGCUUUUAGGGUCCCCUCAUUGUUCCAACUUCCCCCCUAUCCCCAUUUUUUUUUUAAAAUUUACGUUACUUUAUUUCAACUGAGAAGGAAAUCUCCACUGUCUUUCCUUCCAGUCCCGCCGCCCCCCUCCCCCUCCCGCCCACUUCAUUUUUAAUCUCUUCUACCGCGCGCCCUGCAUUAUAUUAAACUUGGCUUCAUAUUUUUAUCUGCAAAGGAUUGAAAGGUAGAUUUACAAGAUGUGAAACUCUCAGGACAGAGGUACGUGUAUGGAGCGUUGAGUGCAGAAAUGGAGAUGAGCCUUAUAUGUGGGGUGACGCAGUACAGAUACAGAUAAAGGAGACCAAAGCCAGAGCUCUCUCCAUCUGCGAAGUUGAAGUUUACGCCGAGACCUAUGGUAAGGAUGAUGACUUAAGGCUCUUGCACGUCAUGUUAAAAAAACAUCUAACAACAGUCUAUCAGAUUUAUAUCGACAUUCAAGAGGAGGAGAUGACUGUUUUGUGAACGGACUUUUUACGCGUUGCGCCCUGUUAGCAGCGUUUUCUCUCUUUUAGCGUCUACGAAGUCGUUCACGUGGCUUGUCUGUCGCGUGGUUGGUUCGCAACUUCGCCAAAGACAAGCCAUGCGAACGACUUUGUCAACGCUAAAAGCCAUGGAAGAGAGAAACAUUUGAUCGCAGGGUAUCGGAAAGUUUGCAUAUAUGUGUUGGCGAUUCUGAAAGCUAUAACAUUUGGGAUCUCGGUCCCUGUUAGUUCAACAGUGCUGUUUAGGUUUUGAGUGAAACGCCAGAUGAAUUGCAUUGCCUGGUACUUCAAGUCAUGGGGGUCAAUGGGAGAUGGCUUAAUAUCAUAUCCCAUUCUCGCAAAAAUAUCAUGAUUUACUGAAACCAGACACUGUUUUCAAGAUAGCAGGCAGGUUGGCAGCAUAUAUAACAUAGCUCGAAAAGCGAGGUGAGGUGAGGUGAACAGACUCCAGGGGGUUGAGCGGUCACUACCCUGCUAUCAGAGGCCUCUUUUCAAUAGCUGCAAUGAAAAGAGGACUCUGAUAGCAGGGAAAGCGGUGACCGACAUUCCCCUUUCCGUCUGCUUGCACUCUUUAGCCUUCUCGUCGUCCUAUGCCACACAAAAGAGCCUCACCACAGGAAAUAAUUUGAAAGUAUUCAAAAAGAAAGAAUUUUCAUAGAUGAUUAUAGUCAGCCAUCUUUGUAAGUCGCAGGAGUGACCUCAAAUUCUUGUUUUGACUUCUCCACUUCCAUGUAGCUAUAAGUAGGUUUAAUACCCGAAAAACGGAGCGACGAUAAGGGGAAGGGGAGAGUUAUAAUAAGUGCUCUAUGGGCCUCAGGUUGAGGCUCUCUCCCUUCCUUUAGUAUUAAAAACAGCUUAAAAGAGCCUGCUUUAGCUUCGGAGUGUUGACGUGUAAGAAUUUUCCAUAAAGGAGCUUUUCACCUUUUAUGCAGGAAAUAUCGCCUUGAAGCGCACCACACGAGACUCUGGAAAUUCUCUCGACGUUUCUCCAACAGUCGAUGGAAUUCUAUUCGGAAAGUGCCUCUCCGACACAAAGAAACCUUUCUGGAAUGUACAAUUUGGUGACAAAGUGCGGGUUGCUGUAGUGUUUGUGCUACAUUCAGAAAAAUCAUAUGAAAACAAGAAAGGCCUCGAAAUUCAAGUUGAAGUUGGAAACCCAAAUGCAGGUGAGAGGUCCAUUUUGCCACCUCGACAUCCUCAACCUUUUCUUAGCUUUUAGAAAAACAGUUUUAAAACAGGACCUAUUUCCUCUUUUGGGAAGCAAGAGUGGCGCAGUGGUGAGAGCAUUCGCCUCCCACCAAUGCGACCUGGGUUCGAAUCCUGGCGUUGAGGCCAUAUGUGGGUUGAGUUUGUUGUUGGUUCUCUCCCUUGCUCCGAGACGUUUUUCUUCGGGUACUCCGGUUUCCCCUCUCUUUAAAAACCAACACUUUCAAAUUCCAAUUCCAUCUGGAACGCAAGGACACAUUUCAACGAGUUUUUUUUAGUUCUUCGGAACUCCUAAGUAUUCCGUGGGUAAACAAACUACAAGUUCAAUUUUUUAAGUAGCUGCUUAUUUAAAAAGCAUAAAAAUGAAAGUGCUUCAAUGAAUAUAAUUUUUCUAUUCUCGUAACAUCCAAAUCAGUGAUUCGGCUCUUUCUUGAUCCCAUCGGCAAAAUCUGAGUUCUGCACUCAUAUGUUAUGUUAAGUUCUUGAUUUUGUAUUGACAAUAUAUAAUCAUUGACGCCAGCAUGACAGACGUCAAUAAUUGUAUAAUACCCGCAUCUUCCAAAUUUCUUCAGCGCCUGCUAUUCUAAAAUGAAUAAUCAGCUCGAGGAUUACAGCCAAACAGAAACGGCGAAAUAUUUUGGAUGAUUAAUAAAUAUUAUUAUAAAAUCAAUAAACAUAAUUGCCCAUAUCGUCCUUACGAUCAACACUAAUGCAAUUAACUCUUCCAGGCUUGAUGGAGCAUGUGCUCUUCAUUUGCUACAAACAUCACCUGACUACCUCGACGUCAGCGUUAUCUAAAAGUUUUCGUUUUUGUUUCCACAUAAAAAUACCAGAACAAGAUGACGUCAUCAAAUUUUAUCUUUUAUAUGUCUCAAGAGCAUUAUCUUUUUUAGCUUGCUCUGUACGCUGUAACAGCUUUAAAUUUUCUGAUUACAGCGCUGAAUUUCAGAAGAUGCACGAUUACUUCCAAGUACUCUGGCAAAGCAAAAUAUUUCAAAUGCGCAAACCCGCUGAGGGGAAUUGCAGUGUAUAUAGAGAUGCGAGAUCAAAACACACCGGAAACACUUCAACUCUGUGAGGUGGAGGUAUUCCAAACGACCACAAGUGAGUAGCAGCAGAGUGAAGACAUGUAUUCCACAUUUAAGGUCCAACACGAACGAGGCACAGAUCAUGAAUUUUUUAUACCUUGCGAAAAAAAUGGCGAGCUCAUGCGAUCAGUGCAUGGCUUUUCAAAUUUGACCAUAGCGCAUCCGUCCAUUCACAUGAUAACCAAAAUUCUGGGAUCAUCUUUUUUCUUUCUUGAAGGAGAUUUCACCUCCGCCCCCAUAGGUUUUUCCCGAUUUUUUUUCAGUCUUUUUUUUUUCAGCCAAGCUUUAUCUUUGAGUAUCUAGUAAAUUUUUUUUCCGUCAGAGUGUGACCUAUUUUAGGAAACCUUAACCACGCUCAGUUGCUAUGGUGAAAGAUAUGACGUUAAAAGUAACAAGAGAUCGAACCAUUGUUGAGCAAAUAUACGAAUUAACAAAGUACCAAAUGCAGAAAAAUGUUCAAUACUACCGUAUACCCCUAUGACUAAGAUUCAAUACCAUCUGCUUAAGUCUGACAGUCAAGAUGGCGUCUAGGAUGUCGGCCACUUUGAAUGAUAAGGGCGCCCGGAAGCGCCACAUUCCAUUAUAGUUCGGAUGAUACUCAACGUCUUAGCUUGCAAAAUAUCAUGAAUUUUCAAAAAGAAAAAGAAUAAUAUGGGGAUCUAACCACUUUCCACGCAAUAUUUUACCUUAUUUAGGAAUAUAGCAACUUUGUACAUUUAAGAGUAAAUAAUAACUACAGACAUCCCGGCUGUGUUAAUUCCAUUUUUAGUUAACGUUGCUGCCGGACGUCCAGAGAAAAGUACGAACAGCCCAACUGUCAAACCUGGACUUGGCUGUGAUCAAAAGAUUGGUGAGUGUAACCAAGAGACCAUUAUGGUUUAAAGAAACCCUUUUUAUACCAGAAAGCAAAAUUAGCAAUUACAGUAAAUGAGGCUGAGUUUAUAUUGAGUUGUUUAGUUAGCAUAUUUAUCAUUAAGGUGUUAAAACUGGCUAUGUUUUGAGAACAUUUAAAUCGACAUUCAUAAUGCUGUUCUUGCUAUGUGUUUAGGCUGUAGUCCGUCUUCACAAAUGGGGUAUCAUUUUCCGCUAUAUUCUAUAGCUCCACCAAAGCAAUGCUCUAAUCUUCGUUCCUAAGACUUCUGGGUGGUCGUCUCCUUUUCUAGCGUCUAUCCUGUAGUAUUGACGUCACAUUAAAAGAUAUCACAAACGUCAUGCGAAUUCGGUCAACUCUAACAGGUAAUGAAAUACUAGCUGGAGGAUUUGCGCCAAUCAGAAUUGGGGAAAUAUUUUCAAUGAAUAGCCUUGGCGUUCGCCUGAAGUGAUGCUAUUUAAUGAAAUUUUAUUCUUUUCCCAGAUAAACCAUUCGUAACAAACACUAAUCUGUACCCGUGGUGGAGUGUUGACUUACUAACUAAAGUUGAGGUUCAUGUAAUACGCAUCAUUACCGCGGUUGGUUACAGACCAGAUGACUUGAAGGGACUAGCGAUUACUAUUGGUAAGGCAAUAUUAGCCUACGAGCAAGCUCUCCUAUUUAGGCAAGCGAAGUGAGCCUCGCGAGAACGAGCGAAAAUAGGAGAGCUUGCUAGCAGGCUAAGGCAAUAUAUGUUGUAAGACCUACUAGAAAGAGACAAAAAGCACUGUUAAACAGAACUGGCCAUUAAGAAUCAACUUACUAAAUGAUUUCAACAAACAGUGUCAGACAAAAGUAACGACGAAGAGCAUUUUCAAGGUAUAAGAAAAAACAAUAUUCGCUGCCAAAAGGUGUCACCGAAGUCAAACGCUGGAUGCGUCUCUCUUUUAUAUUUAGUGUGUGUGUGUCGGGAGGGGUGUUCUUUUAUUUUCUUCAUUUUUUACUUUCUUAAGUAAAAUGACAGUUAGAGAUGUAUGAUAUUGUAACUGUCUUACAUCUUUUUUUCAAAAUGUUAUUGUUAAUGUUUCACGUUCAAGUCGGAUGGGUGAGCAGACGAUAAAACGUAUGGAAGUUUUUCUUGCAUAGAUAUACUUUUUUAAUGUUUGAUCUCGCUUGGGGAAUCUAAUCUGUCCUUCCCUUUUUUGAUCGUAUUUUCACUAAAUUUAUUUUUCUAUCUAGAUAACAACCCGAGAAUAUUUCUUAAGCAUCCUACAGCCGACCGAGUCCAAAACAUUUCCUUCGCCAAGCCAAUUGAGGGAAAAAUUGUUACUCUGAGUCCUGGUGGAGAGCUUGUUUCAUGGAAGCAAUUAAGAUUCCUUGAAGUUGAAGUGUACAAUGGACCUCUCAUUGGUAAACAAAGUCAUUUAUACUUCCCUUUCUGGUUCGUUGCCUGUAUUUACUGUAAACGUAAAUAGCGCUGUGGUGACCAACUAGCAGAAACAAAAUGGUUCACUUAGCUUGGCCAUCACACUCACACUUUAACAUUAAUUCUGUAGAAGCAUUUUCUUGCAAACAUUAAUCUAUAGAGUUUUUAACUUAAGGGUGCGCUCGAUUGGGAAAUCCGGAUUUAGAUUUUUAAUUUUUUGAUUUAGAUUCCCAAUCGAACGCAAAAUCCGAAAACGGAUUUCACCUCCGAGAAAUCCUUCCUCAGGGUGGAUUUCAAUUAAGAAAUCCAAAUCCGGAUUUUUUGGAAUUCCUUUUUAACCGUUCGAUUGGGAAAUCCGAAAACGGAUUUGCAAAACUGUUCUCGUGAACAGCGGUCUUCUUUUUCCUAAUUAUGCGUGCGCGUGCAAUACCACUGUUAUUAACGUUAUUAAAUCCUUUUUCGGAUUUCCCAAUCGAACGGUAAAAAUGAAAAUCAAAAAACAGAUAUCUCAGCGUUGAAUUCCGUUUUCGGAUUUCGCGUUCGAUUGCAAAACCGAAAUCCGGAUUUUAAAAUCUAAAUCCAGAUUUCCCAAUCGAGCGCACCCUUAGAAUUAGUGAAGGCAUAUUGAGAGAAAUAAAUUAAAUUGAAUAAAUGCGUUCUACAAGGCGACUAAGGGAUCAUUACGGGUAGGAGCUCUCCUAGUGAAAAUGAAAGGAGAUGUCAAAAGAAUACCUUUACUAAGGAAAAUUGUUGCAUAAAAGUUACAUUGCACGUGGAGAUCAGUGCUUCAGAAAUGAGCCAGUCAAAUUGCCUAAGUCGAUCUUCACUGGAGGCAAAGUUUAAACUUACCAAUGCCAAUUGCAGAUUUGCACGUGACGUCACGGCGGCCGUCAUGAUGUUGGGGGAUCAAAACUAAAGCAUUUCUCUCUUCUUUUUUUUUUUAACUUGUCUCUUCUGGAAACUAAACUCUAUUUUCAAGUAAAUUCUUCGAGAAAAAAUUCUUCUGUUUUGACCUCCUACAUGGCCCUCUUGCCGUCUUGGUUGCAAACAAAGAAUUGUGAUUUGUAUUUUCUACUUCUAGGUUGAUUUAUACUGGUUCUCUUUCUCUCUACGGCUGAAACUAAUUCUUGAUAUGUUCAACAAUAACUUCUAUGGAAAAAUGCGCUAACGGCAGUUCAAUGGCCCACGUUCGAUUUAUUAAAAAUUCUAACAUGAAUCCUUUGCUUUAGGGUCAAAAUCACAGUUUCUUUAAUACUCCAUUGUCUUGCAAUUUCCAAAAGAGACCAGCUUGAGCACAAAGAAAACCGAGAAAACCAAACCAAUAGAAAAAUGACCAGAAAGCCUCGGAGUCCUGUUAAAAUUUUAGUAUAUCGAAUGUGGGGAAUUGACCAAACAAGGAAAAGGAAAAGACGCACAUGCACACCAAGCUUUACAUGCAUCUUAUGUAUCAAUUUUCAUGUCGUAUAUAUACUUCCAACAGAUACAACUGGAGGAUGGGGGGCAGGGUUUUUCAACUACAAGCGCCUUGCACUAGGGAUUCAGGGUUGACCAGCAGUUGACGACAAGCCGUUUUUCUUUCUGAGUAAUUUUCUAUGUUACUUUUCUAGAUGUUAACGAAUGUAGCAUACCUGACACCUGUCCUGCUAAUUUCGAGUGCAAGAAUUUGAAGUUUACAUACAAGUGUGAAUGCAGAGGAGGGUUUAAAUAUCAAAUUAAGGAGAAAGGAAAAAGCAAGGAAUGCGUGGGUGAGUUUCAAUUGGCGUAUAAUUCUCAUAACAUUGGGCAGAAUUAUCUGCAUUUUACUCAAAAAGGAUUGCUUUUUACAACAAAGUUAAAAAUGGGAGAUAUAAAGAAUCAACGAUAAGAGGACACAGAAAAAAAACUGAGCCACAGAAGGGAUUCGAAACCACGCCCCUAUGCGGUUCGUAAGUCCGCCCCAAAAAAGUGACCCUUGCUCGCCAACGAGUCCUCAGUACUCAAUGGUUAGAACACGGAGGGUCGUGGGUUCGAAUCCCAUCUGGGGUUCAGAUUUUUUCUAUGCUCUCUUAUGGUUGAUUCUUUAUAUCUCCCUUUCCUAACUUUAUUAUUUCAUGUCAGUGGGAUAGGUUGGAUUGCUUUUCUUAUCAAUACUCGUAAACCAUGGCCAACUCAGAGAUACUACACACCAACAAAUUCUGAAAUAUCUUUUUCUCGUAGAGAACUUCCGCUCGUAGGCUUUGCUGAAUCUACCGGUACAUAUACAGUAUGCCAUGCCGUUCCCAAAGCAUUUUCUAGUUAGUGUCUCAGGCAAUUGUUGUUGUUGUUGUUGUUGUUUUUCUGCUUUGUGAUUGGGUACAACAUGACUCAUGGUCCACUUUUUUAUCCAAGCAAAAGAAAGAUCUAAACCUUAACUUGGGGCUUUUACUGAUUAUUGAUUAGUUUGCUGGAUUGGCAGCAAUUAUUGUAACUAUUAUUAAGUUUACCUUUUAGUUGUUUCUUCUCUACUUCGAUACUCGCUUGAGAGCCACGCUACCACUUCAGUUUUUCCUCUUGUAUUCCACAGAUCGAGAUGAAUGCUCCGUGAAAGGUUCUUGUCCGCUGGCAAAUUCAUACUGUGUGAACACGUUUGGAUCAUACAAGUGCCUUUGUAACAAGGGAUACAAAGAGGUUUACGAUGCAAAGAAAAAACUUUUAAAAUGCCAGGGUAUGGUUACAAUUGUAGCUGUUACGUCUCUUCAUUAAUAGCUUCUUUUUUCACAAAGGAUCGCCUAGUCUGUCGGCCUUUUCAUUGCCAUUUUAAGACUUCUAGAGAGAGGUUGCUGGAUUAUUUUGGUUAUAUAUGAUUUACAUAUGAUGUGUUAUCUAUGUCAGUUUGUCUACCUGAGUGAAAACUACCUUAGUGGAGACAUUGCUUAAGCAACUACGGCGGAACGGCAGCGAAAACGUCACUUAGAACUUGCGGAAUUCGCUCUGUUUCAAACUUCAUCAUUUACAAUUUUAUGCGCUGACAAGAAUGUAAGAUCUAAAAGUACUUUGGAUACUUUGGAAGGAAACCGUCGUUGGGUGCCCCUGCUUAUAGAAAUAGGAUUGUAAUUAGGUCUCAGCCAACUCUCUCCAAGACGAACACCUUUGGGACUGGCACUAUAGCCUGGUUUUCACUAGCGCCAAGAGAGAAUGAUAGAUCAUUCUCUCUUGCCAGCGCAUAAGAACACACACACCGCGGGCAGAAUGGUAUAUUUGACUCAAUUUUCGACACCAGCUCUCCUCAAUCCGAUGAUAAACAAGGUUGCUGACGAAGCUUCCGCCACAUUGCUUUGAUAUGUUCGCAUGAGGACUGGGUCAAAGUGACCUAUGAUUGGUCCACGACCUUGUGCGCAUGCUUGUGCUUAUGUCGACCCAGUUUUCACUAGUCAAAGCUACGACAUAAGCACAAGCAAAAGCAUAAGAAGAGCGAACUUGUCCGUUUUUCUCGUGAUGCUUAUGCUUAUGUCGACCCAGUUUUCACUUGCUUACCCAUCUGCUUGUACUUAUUCUUAUGCUUAUGCUUAUGGGCUAGUGAAAAGCAGCCUUAUGCAUCCGUCUUAGAGAGAUCUCCGUCUUAAAAAGAUUCAACUAGAGUGAAGUAAAAGGAUGCAAUGGACCAACUCUAGAUCUCCGUUUUAGCGAGAUGUCUGUCUUAUAGAAGUGUCCGUUAAGAUAGAAAUGACUGUAUCACAUAACUUUUAAAAACAGUUUUAGGAUUUUCUAAAUAAAAAAAAGGUAUAUCACACCAACAAGGGAUAUAUAUUGGCGCUAAUAUUAAUGCUAUAACCAAGAACCAAGAAUUUUGAGACCCUAUUGGCAGUAUUUUUAUAUGAUUUUUAGAUGUUGAUGAAUGUGAGGAUUCGAAUCUCUUCAAGUGCCCCGAGCGAACUAAAUGCGUCAACCAGCAAGGGGACUAUACCUGUCAAUGCAUAUCAGGAUAUGAAUCAGCUCUAAAAAGUAUCAGCCAAGCAAAGGACAUCAAAUGCAGAGGUGAGCUUAUUUAUUAACUUAAGAGUUUUACACAUGCAACGAGAUGCUUUAAGCAAGUGGAGUGAAAUGAUAAUGACUAUGAUAACAAUCCAAGUCCAUGGAUUGGACUCGGAUGUUGAGAGAGAAAAUCAAUCACAAUUACACUAGUAUAUCUUAUAUAAUAAUAAUAAUAAUAAUAAUAAUAAUAAUGAUAAUAAUGAUAAUGAUAAGAAGAAGAAGAAUGAUUAAACUAGAAUCUUGGUCUUAAGACUUGGUUGCUCAAAGAUUUAUUGAGCUUUAGAAAUUUUCCAAAGCAGUAAUGCUAUUCCUGAACUUAGCUUCGUCCUUUGCCCAUUUUGUUUCAUUUUUUCAUUCUCCCAUUCUUUUCAUGUUUUGAAAAAAACUUUUAUCUACUUUUUUUUUCGCGUAUCAGACGAAGACGAAUGCGCAAAGAAGACCUAUUCCUGUCACGUGAAUGCCACGUGUUCAAACACCAUUGGCUCAUACAAGUGCAUGUGCUUCUCAGGACUACAAGGCGAUGGCCGAACACACUGUACAGGUAAAUAAACACUCUUCGCGUGUGAAUUCACUGGUCAUUACGCAUGCACGAAUGUAGAGAUGAAUCUGACAUCUGCAACUACCACCGAACUCAAUGCAACCUUCGAAUAAUACAUUAAUUUAUGGAUUGUUUGGAGGUACGCUUGACCUGGAUUGAUUGUAAUAAUUGGCUUUAUUAACAAAACAACAGUACUUCAAGUGCAGCACCCUUUUUGCUACAUUUCUUUGACUUUACACUGCAAGAUUACAACGUGAAACUUUCUAAUUUGAAAUUAAAACAAACAAAGACGAAGUUUUUUAAUUCGAAUAUUCCAGGAAAAUUAAAAUUAUACUUCAUCUGGCAAAUUUUGCGUCGGUGAAAAAAACUCGAUAAAGUUUGAAAGAAUCCAAGCUGAAUUUCAUUGACCAUUCACUGCAGUCCUCGCCGUUGUUGUUUGAGCUCGAUAAUGAUGAUGAUGAUGAUGAUGAUGAUGAUGAUGAUGAUGAUGAUGAUGAUGGUGAUGAUGGUUGAUAAUGACGAUGGUGUUGAUAAGGGUGGUGUUGAUGAUGAUGGUGACAGCUGUUUCGCCUUUUGCCGCUCGUCAGGACGGCGUAACAAACAGUAAAACUCUGCUGUAAAAAUUCACCUUCUCUCUUUUUUUAGCUCUGACACUGAAACCCAACACCCACUGAAUCACGCCACAUCACGUGUCUCCGGAGGCUAAGAGCCCAAGUAUCGCAUUGAUGUCUACUUGGUAUAUUUUUACUGAUCACGUCUUCUUUAGACCCUACGUUCUGCGACAUAUUCGUUUGCGGUCCUUAGUAGUUAAUUUUCAUUUAGCACUAAUUAAUUGAAUAUAAAUCAAUUCAAAAUUUUUCCCAGAUCUGUAUCCAUGCCUGGAAGGAAACAAAUGCAGAUUUGAACAUCAGAUAUGCAAAAAAAUGAAAGGAACUCACUUGUGUGACUGCAUUGAUGGGUACUAUCACGGUUUCAGGAGGUGUGAAGGUACUGAGCUACUACAUACAGCCACAAUAUCCUUGUACGCAAAAACCAAAACUCGAGUGUAUUUAUUUAUUUUUUCUACCAUGAAUAUUAGCAAAUCGUCGACAAUAUUCCUGGGUCUCUCUUACUCUCAUCUUCCAUAGAAAUAAACAUUUUGACGUCAUUUCUAUGGUCGAUAAGUGUACAGACCAUAUUAGGUUGUUGUUGAUUUGUUUUUUAUAAUAGCAUCGACAGUUUUUGAUGUCCGUUUCCGUUUCUUUGAAAGUCGCACGCGCGAAAAAGAGACCUCAUGUUCUCGACCAAUCAGCGCCUGAUAAAUCACUCAGUUAUACAAUUAUGAUUCCUGUUUCGACGGAUUUUUCUGAAGAUGACUUAACCAACAGGGUAAGGAUAAACAAAAAAUUGAUUUGAGAGUAAAGAUAUUAACAGGCGAGUUUCUAUGAUAUAGAAUUUUUGUUUCUCCCCCUCCCGCGUAAAACUCCUUGGAACAGGAAUGCAUCAACAGAUCUUCGCAUAGAUCAAUCAUGAUAUAAUUCUACUCCAAUAAGUAAUAAGUCUUUUACCUUCUUAAAUGAUACAUAUCUAUAUUCUUGCAGAUAAGAACGAAUGUGAAUUAGAUUCCAAAAUUUGUGGAUCACACUCUGCUUGUACCAACAAUGAAGGAUCCUACAAAUGCAACUGCGAAACUGGUUUUACAAGCGCAAGUGGUGAUGGGAAGCGUUGUAUAGGUAAGAGGCUAUGGGCAGAUAUAUCUUGACUUCAUUGUUUACAUUUCUGCUCGUUGACAUACGAGUUAACCCAUAGAAAAAUUAGCCGUAUAUACCGAUUAGGUUCAAAAAUUGAAAGAGUUAAUUUGGUUAAUUAAAGCAGUUUGUAAAAGUUUCAACACUUUGCAAUCAAUAACAAAGGAAGUUAAGAAGCAAUCAAAAACCGGGAAAUUGCCGGCUGGGAAAACAUUAAUGAGGAAAUACAUUAUUUUUUGUUAAAUUUUUUUUUUUUUCAGAUAGAAUUUCUUGGAACCUAUUUGGUAUAUCGGGCUCACAUUUUCAGAGAUUUUUGAAAUUGUUAUGUUCUUUCAGUAUUCAGAGGUUUUAUUCUAGUAGGCCUAGUAGCUUUAUCAGAUGAUAAGCAUAUGUUAACUGCUUGAUCUGUCUUUUUGAGAUAGAAAAUAUUUAAAUAGAAAAUAAUUCAACCUGUCAAUUGGCAAAAAAGUUUUCAGAAAUUCCUUGCAAAUAUCCUUCGAAUUUUUCUGGAUCUUUGCUUUUUUAUUACAGGAACUUAUUUGGUGAAACUUAAUAUUUUUUAUGGCAGAUAUAGACGAAUGCAAGGAAAAGUCUGUUUGUGGAACUGUGGCAAGAUGUGAAAAUAUGCUUGGAAUGUUUGACUGCAUUUGUCCUCAAGGCUACCGCUAUGUUGAAGAAACGAAGGGAUGCCCAGGUUAACAACAAAAAACCUCAUAGUUAACUCUAUCAGAAGUCCACACUUUCCUUCAAUUUUUUUUCCAAUCGCUGUGUUCAGCAAGGGGAAAUGCACAAUGGAAUGAUGAUUUUAAACGAACAAGUAAACGUUAACUUUUGCGUAUCUUUAGAAUACGAAAUUCAGGUCUAACAUAGUCCAUUCUUUGCAAUUUUGAGCUUAUAGAGGUGUAGAGUACGGGAAAUUUUAAACAAGGAAUUAAUAGUGCAACCCAAACGCAAAGCGUUUGUCCAAAACUGAUAUUCUUAAUCUUUGCUUUCAGUUACUCAGAAGUAAUACUUAGUAUUAGUACAAAAAUAUAUCUCAGGUCGUUCCCUUAUAGGUUAGGUACGCUAUCAAGAAUCAUAUCAAGAUCAUGCUGAACUUAUAAUAAUUCAGGAAUUAAUGUUAAUGAAAUUAUUUUGACCUUAGCUUUACUGAUUAUCUGAUUAUGUCAUGUAAGCUAAAAAGAUCAAUAUGUUAUUUUAAAAAAAUUUCCUCAUGUUGGCCUCUUUUUUAAAAAUAUUUCUCGGUAUCAUGCAGACAUAGAUGAGUGCGCGGAGCUUGUAUGUGGUCUUAACACUUUGUGCUUCAACACCAAUGGCUCUUAUUCGUGCGCCUGUCAAGCUGGAUUUCGCUCAGAAAACCACACGUUAAACUGCACAGGUGAGUAACUAAAUAGGGUAUUUUCUGGGAAAAUAACAUUGAAUGGUUUAUUGAUUACAUCCUACUAAUUUGUUUGCGGCGUGCGUCUUUCAAUCCAAACUUUUCCUUGGCCUAUUAACAAAUUGAGUUAAGAUCCUUCUAUUGAAUGAUCACUCUAUUUUAGAACAAAUUAUCAAUCAUUGACACCAUUCAAGCUUCCAGGUACUACAUGCUUUGGUUUUUCUUAAUAUUUGAGUGUAUCUUCAAAUCAAACUACACCCUCGCAAGGGAUAACUAUUGGCGGAAAUAUCGUGUAAAAUCCACGCCCAAUUCGAUCCGCGGUUAUGCCAGAGGAAUUAUCCAUCUUACCUUCUUUCACACAACAACUUUGAGAGGCUUUUGUUGGUAACUUUCACGAGCACGCAAGUAUCUGCUACUCUAGUUUAAGACCAUAAAUGUUGUUUACAAAAAAACAGUAAGUGGCUUCCAGUGACAACCUCGUCCCCAGGGCCCCUCUCAUUUUUAUUAGGAAAAAGCCCUUGUGACGAGGUUGUUCCAGUGAAGGAUUUUCCCAGCUGAGGACUGGUAGAAAAUCUAGCUAGUCCAGUCAGAUUAGAGUUUGCAUAUUUCAUAUUAUAACUCUUAAGACUCAGGACUUUUGCUGCCAAUAUUUCAGACCGUAAGGCUGAGCUUGAAAUCGAAAAUCUUUCGUGCCGAAAAUAUCUACAAAUUAUAUAAAACGACUGAUGAGAAAGUAUCUCUUCCAUCUUAGACGCUUUAUUCUGUAAUUACUUUAAAGUAAUAUGAUGAAUUCGACUUGCAUUUUCUUGUUAUAUUUCAGAUAUUGAUGAAUGUUUGGAGAACACUUACACCUGCGACUCAGCCUCAAACUGUGAAAACACACUAGGUGGAUAUGACUGCAAGUGUAAGGAGGGCUAUUAUAAGACAGCUCAAGGCACAUGUGCAGGUAAUAAAAUCACGUGUUGUGAGCACAUGAAGCAAAAUAUGCUUUAGGUGAGACGUUAAAGGGGCCUAAAAAUUUGUAAAUGAUAGUAGAAAUCCCUAAUAUAGACUUAACCUUUCCUGGAGUUUGAAUAAAAACCGCAUACGAGGGAAUGGUCUUCAAAAAAGGGGCGGUAAGUUGUACCCAACCUCCCUUCCCCCCGUGAUUUGGCCUGACAUGACUGACCGGCCCACUUUUACGAAAAAGGGGGCAAUGGAAUACGAAAUCUGAUGUCUAAUGUCUCCUUCACUCUGUGUUUAUGUAAUAAUAUAUUUACUAACAAUUAACCCCCAGCAGUUGUUCGUCUAUCCCGCCUAGAUUAGCAGGUGCUACUUGCAGUCAGUGUAAUUACUGAAGUUAAGUUCUUCAAUUCUCAAUGGGAACGGCCUAUGAUCCUUCAAUAGCAGAGAGAGUAUACUUCCACUGGUUACUCACACACCUUAUGUAAAACACACUCCUACAUACAGUUAACUCAAAUCUCUAUAUAACUCGUCGUGUAUGGUUUUUUAAAUCCUUUGAAACCUCUCUUGCAGAGAAGUGCGGUGUAAGCUGUAGCGAAAAUGCCUUUUGUCAUCAUGGACAGUGUCUCUGCCUUCCUGGGUACUCCCUUGGACCGUUCAAUGAGUGUUACGAAGGCAAGUUGCUAUAA